Molecule: messenger RNA, 2456 nt
Organism: Thunnus maccoyii (southern bluefin tuna)
Lineage: Eukaryota; Metazoa; Chordata; Actinopteri; Scombriformes; Scombridae
Gene: ltv1
Product: LTV1 ribosome biogenesis factor
Exons: 11
Coding region: 185-1603 (472 amino acids)
Biological process (GO): ribosomal small subunit export from nucleus; ribosomal small subunit biogenesis
Cellular component (GO): nucleus; preribosome, small subunit precursor; cytosol
Source: RefSeq, a predicted model, not a curated record
UCUGUAAUGGUUCUUUCCAGUGAUGGUAGCUGCAGCAUGGUGACAGAGGAAGCAGCGUGGAUAAACAAUUCCGACAGUUUCUGGUUUUAAACGGUUAUUUGCGUUAACAGUUACCGAUAGUUUGAGGUUUGGCGAUCUUUAACAUCGACAAGUAGAAGAAAACCGCCAGAAAUUCCGUUAGAAAAUGCCUCAUCGAAAGAAGAAAUCGUUCAUUGAAAAGAAGAAGGCUGUGACCUUUCACCUCGUCCACAGGAGUCAGAGAGACCCGCUGGCUGCUGAUGAGAAAGCCCCGCAGCACGUCCUGCUGCCCGCCACCAAGGUGGAAGCAGAGAAGAGGCGCGAGGAGCAGAGGAACUUCGGCGUUUUCUUUGACGACGACUACGACUACCUGCAGCACCUGAAGGAGACGUCCGGCCAGACUGAGCUGGUGGCUGCCGGACCCUCGUACGCUGACAGACAAGCUAUUCAGCUCCGUGAUGAAGAGGAAGAGGAUGAAGGGGACAUGGACACCGCUGUUCCUGCAGCAACCAUCAAUCUGCCUUCUUCAGUGUUCGCCUCAGAAUUUGAAGAGGACGUCGGACUUCUGAACAAAGCUGCUCCCAUCUCAGGACCUCGUCUGGACAUGGACCCCGACAUCGUGGCCGCUCUCGACGAAGACUUUGACUACGACGACCCUGAAAACAUCCUGGAUGAUGAUUUUAUCAUGAAGGCCAACAGCGCAAGCGCAGCAGCAGACAUGAGAGGUGACGAUGAUGAUGACGACGACGACGACGACGACGACUGGGAGGACACGGACGAGGAAGGCGACUUUGACUCUGAGGGUGGAUUUUCGGACGAGGACGGCCGCGGUCGUGAGUUUCUGUUCAUGGACGAGGAGACGAAGAGUCGCUUCACAGAGUACUCGAUGACGUCAUCAGUGAUGAGGAGGAACGAGCAGCUCUCCCUGCUGGACGACCGCUUCGAAAAGUUUUACGAACAGUUCGAUGACGAUGAGAUCGGCGCUCUGGACAACGCUGAGCUGGAAGGUUUCAUCGAACCGGACAGCGCUCGCCUGGAGGAAGUUAUCAAAGACUACUUCAAACAGAAAGAGAAAGAGUACCUGAGGCCUGAUGACCUGGGUCCAAAAGAACUUCCUGUUUUGAAGGAGGAAGAAGAAGAUGAGGAGGAAGAGGAUGAGAUGGAAACUCUGGUCAUCAAGGCCCCAGAGGAGAAGUGGGACUGUGAAACCAUCAUCAGCACAUAUUCCAACAUAUAUAACAGACCCAAAGUCAUCGAGGAUCCUCCAAAGCUGAAGCCGAUCCGUGUGUCCAACAAGACCGGCAUCCCUCUGGACGUCCUCCCCGCCAGAGGCCUGACCACCAAGCAGGCGGAGCGCAUGACGAGGAUCAACGACUCGGACCUGCCUCGCGUGUCCACCCAGCCCCGCAGCAAGGAGGAGAGCAAAGAGGAGAGAAAAGCCAGGAAACAGGCCAUCAAAGAAGAGCGCAAGGAGAGGAGAGUUGAGAAGAAAGCCAACAAGAUGGCGUUCAAGGAGGAGAAAGUCCGACAGGAGAAGCAGAUGUUGAACCUGAGAACAAACGUUCAGGGUCUGAAGCUGUCGUAGCCGACCGCAGGCGCUCUGCCCGCACAGACUUUUCACCUGUGGACGGAGUUAUCAGUGGACACGCUGCUCCGCGCUUCAGUGGAGCGGAUAGAACCCCGAACAAAGAGGACUGACGGGUUGCCAAGAGGCUCUGGAUUUUUUUUUUUUUUAAAAUAUUAAAUGAAACCAGAGCCGAGUUUUCUCAAAUCACCAUGAGAGAACAUUCAUUUAACUCCUGCUUUGAAUAAAAGGAGCAACUUUAUCUACCGUAAACCAGCUCAGGUCAUCGAGUUAUAACAGUUUGAAAUCCAGGAACACUUAAGGCUGGGUAUUGAACAGAAAUAUUUUAUGAUACUAGUCAAACUGUUUUGAAAACCUGUUUAGCAAAUGUUGGCUUUGAACGUCUGAUCAUAGAGCUGCAACGAUUAGUCCAACGACAGAAAAAAAAAAACAACAUUUUAUUGUUUUCUUUGUCUCCUGUGAUGGUAAACUGUCUAAACUAAAUGACAAAACAACCAAUCAAUUAAUAAUGAAUAUUCUGCAGAUUAAUUGAUAAUGAAAUAAUGGUUAGUUGCAGCCCUAUCUGGUCAGACUGGAACCAGGUCCUGAUUUAAAUCAGACGUUUUCUAGACGUUCUCUCUUGUACAUCUGCUCAUGUUAAACCACAUUUAACAAUCAAGAACAUUGGCUUCUUUUACGAAAUGGAAAAGAUUGUAGUAAAAUAUUUAUAUCUCUCAGUAAGGUGUUUGGGGGGGAGGGGGUGUUUGGUAUCUCUACCAAAACUCCGAUAUAUCAAGAUUUGUAUCAAAAAGUUUGAAGUGAUACCCAGCCCUACUUCAUCUUGUUUGUCUCUUUAUUAAAACACUUAAAUGCA